Messenger RNA from Poecile atricapillus (Black-capped chickadee), 2937 nucleotides. RefSeq names its product transcription factor AP-2 delta (gene TFAP2D). Gene Ontology annotation, biological process: regulation of transcription by RNA polymerase II; anatomical structure development; regulation of cell population proliferation. The record is from RefSeq and is a predicted model, not a curated record. NCBI's taxonomy places the organism in Eukaryota, Metazoa, Chordata, Aves, Passeriformes, Paridae. Gene Ontology annotation, cellular component: nucleus. Bases 15 to 1373 code for a protein of 452 amino acids. The transcript is spliced from 8 exons. Gene Ontology annotation, molecular function: DNA-binding transcription factor activity, RNA polymerase II-specific; RNA polymerase II transcription regulatory region sequence-specific DNA binding.
CGGAGAACCAAAAAAUGUCAACUACCUUUCCAGGUCUCGUCCACGAUGCAGAGAUACGUCAUGACGGAUCAAACAGUUACCGUUUGAUGCAGCUUGGAUGCCUGGAGUCUGUGGCCAACUCGACCGUCGCCUAUUCCUCCUCAUCUCCUCUCACUUACUCUACCACGGGCACCGAGUUCGCCUCCCCGUACUUCUCCACUAACCACCAGUACACCCCACUGCACCACCAGUCCUUCCACUACGAGUUCCAACACAGCCACCCGGCAGUCAACCCCGACGCUUACUCCUUGAACUCUCUCCACCACUCCCAGCAAUAUUACCAGCAGAUCCACCAUGGAGAACCCACUGAUUUUAUCAACCUGCACAAUGCGCGGGCACUCAAGUCCUCCUGCUUGGACGAGCAGAGGAGAGAGCUGGGGUGCUUAGAUGCUUACCGCCGCCACGACCUGUCUCUUAUGAGCCAUGGAUCCCAAUAUGGGAUGCAUCCAGAUCAAAGACUCCUGCCAGGACCAAGCCUCGGGCUUGCAGCCUCGGGAGCAGACGAUUUGCAGAGCUCAGUGGAGGCCCAGUGUGGACUUGUACUCAACGGGCAAGGAGGUGUGAUAAGAAGAGGUGGCACCUGUGUUGUCAACCCCACCGACCUGUUCUGCUCCGUUCCUGGUCGCUUGUCUCUGCUCAGCUCCACUUCCAAGUACAAAGUGACCAUUGCAGAGGUGAAGAGGCGCCUUUCACCACCAGAAUGCCUCAAUGCUUCCCUCCUUGGAGGUAUUUUGAGAAGAGCAAAAUCCAAGAACGGAGGACGCUGCUUGCGAGAAAAAUUAGACAGACUUGGACUGAACUUGCCUGCAGGAAGAAGAAAAGCAGCAAAUGUCACACUUCUGACUUCCCUGGUAGAAGGGGAAGCGCUACAUUUGGCCAGAGAUUUCGGCUACACCUGUGAAACAGAGUUCCCUGCCAAGGCAGUAGGAGAGCACAUUGCCAGACAGCACAUGGAACAGAAAGAGCAGACAGCGAGGAAAAAGAUGAUCCUAGCGACAAAACAAAUAUGUAAAGAAUUUCAAGACCUUCUAAGUCAAGACAGAUCACCCCUCGGAUCCUCCAGACCAACUCCAAUAUUAGACCUCGACAUCCAGAGACAUUUAACACAUUUCAGUUUGAUCACUCAUGGUUUUGGAACUCCUGCAAUAUGUGCUGCCCUAAGCACUUUCCAAACUGUUCUCAGUGAAAUGCUGAACUACUUGGAAAAGCACACAUCGCACAAAAACGGAGGAGCGGCGGAAUCCGGCCAAGGACACGCCAACUCGGAGAAAGCCCCCCUGCGGAAAACUUCAGAGGCUGCUGUGAAAGAGGGCAAAACAGAAAAGACAGACUAGCUACAUCAAACAGAAUCUAUUUCGAGAGAGUCUUGCUGCUGAUAUUUUUUUUAAAUAUAUAUAUCAUUGAGGGCAAUUUAUCUCCAGUGGACCAAAUCCAAAAAAAAAAAAAAAAAAAAAAGGGGGGGGAAAAAAGAAAAAAAUAGUAAAAAAGAAAAUAAAAAGAAAAUAAAAAAGAAAGAUUAAAACAGAGAGAAAGAGAGAGCGUGCGAGAGGAAAGUAUUCAACCCUAAGAACAGCAGUGUACAGUAAUUGUGUGAUGAAAUUGUCACUUUUUUAAAAUUUAUGUUGCUCUAAACUGCUUUUUUGUGCACGUAGUAUUUGAUUGUUCUGAAUGAUACACUAACACUGUUUUUUAUAAGCACUUCUGGACUUGGCUGAGGUGGCAUGUGAAAUUUGAAGCACUUUCUUCUCCGGCAGCAGAGUUAGGGCCAGUGCAUCGUUGUGGGACACGCGGUUCCAGCAUCCUGACUUUGCUUGCAUGCUGGAUAGAUUGAAAGAAGGGCUUCCUCUGGUCCAUCAGAAAUGCCUGAUCUACUCACCAUUGGGAAAACAAUAUGGAAAUCUGGCAAAAGAGGAAUUCUUGGGUCAUGGGACAAAUGAACCGUCCUGUACAUGGGAAUGUACAAUAAAGCUGCACUGGAAUGAGGCCAGAACCUGUUGGGAAUCUGUCCUGACCAUUCAAGCAGCAGCCAUGGUGUCUCUUGUGAAAAGAGCAUGGCAGACUAAAAGGAAAACAAACCUUGAUAGUCUCAGUAAGAGCCCUGAUCCCUCUCUGAACUUCAGUUAAAAGACAGCAUGGUCUUCUGUCCUCUAUUUUCUCAGCCCCUGCUCCCACAGCACUCUGCCAUACCUGGGUCUCCGUUCAACACAACCAAUGCAGGCAAUUGGAGUCACCUUUUGUGUUGCCUUGAUUUUAUGAUGCUUUCUUUUCUUCAACAGCUUGUUUCUGCAGCUUUAUUGUCUUUAUAAAUCCAGCUGAGGUGCAGAGGUCUAACAGAAUCCACUCACUGGAAAUAAAAUAAAAACAAAAUGACCAAUAAGACAGAUUGGCUUAGUCCACAGCAGCUGAGUGGUAAUAACCUUGCUAAUCUACUUUUGAAAUAUUGCUUUACCACCUACCACACAUUCUCACACAGAAAACAUGGGGGGUUUUCAUAAUUUGAACUCAAGACUCUUUGAGUCUAGGGACUUUUUCCUGUCACAUUCUAACUCCUUCUUCAACAAGACCUUUAUUCCAUUCUUUUUCUUGCUUCUCUGACAUCACCUAAUUGAGAAAGUUAGGAAGGAAUGGUAUUAGUGGGAGGGCUUGAUGUUGUCCAUCUAAACUCUAUUUAAGAUCAGCAGAACCAGACCUUUUCUUCCAAGGGACAAUUCAACUCUUUCUGUGGUAGGAAAAACCAGAGUUGUCCAUGUGUAAAUGUUUAGGGCCAUUUGAGACGUUUUAGGUAUCGAAGACAGCCACAGAGUUUUGACAGCUAGGACAUGAAACCUUUAGGAGAACUGGACUCACCUGGAGGAGGAGCUGGAGGAUCCCAGAGACAGCACUAGAUAACUGUGGGUG